This is a messenger RNA of Dendrobium catenatum, 1578 nucleotides long. Its product is annotated as probable inorganic phosphate transporter 1-8. Gene Ontology annotation, cellular component: membrane. The record is from RefSeq and is a predicted model, not a curated record. The transcript has 2 exons. Bases 1 to 1578 code for a protein of 525 amino acids. Gene Ontology annotation, biological process: transmembrane transport; phosphate ion transport. Gene Ontology annotation, molecular function: phosphate transmembrane transporter activity. Lineage: Eukaryota; Viridiplantae; Streptophyta; Magnoliopsida; Asparagales; Orchidaceae.
AUGGCGAAGGAACAACUCCAGGUUCUCUCCGCCCUCGACGCGGCCAAAACGCAAUGGUACCAUUUCACCGCCAUCGUCGUCGCCGGCAUGGGCUUCUUCACCGACGCCUAUGACCUGUUUUGCAUCUCCCUCGUAACCAAACUCCUCGGCCGCAUCUAUUACCACGUCGAUGGAUCCCUUACCCCAGGCUCUCUUCCUCCGCACAUCUCUGCCUCCGUCAAUGGCGUUGCCUUCUGUGGGACUCUCUCCGGCCAACUGUUCUUUGGUUGGCUAGGAGAUAGGCUUGGCCGGAAGAAAGUAUAUGGGAUGACUCUGUUGCUUAUGGUUAUUUGUUCUAUUGGAUCUGGAUUGUCGUUUGGUCAUAAGUCGAGUUCUGUUAUUGCGACUCUCUGUUUCUUCCGGUUCUGGCUUGGCUUUGGAAUCGGCGGCGAUUACCCUCUUUCCGCCACCAUCAUGUCGGAGUACGCGAAUAAGAAGACUCGCGGCGCUUUUAUUGCAGCCGUGUUUGCGAUGCAGGGCUUUGGCAUUCUGGCCGGCGGCAUGGUCGCCAUCAUCAUCUCCGCCGUAUUCAAGAGCCGAUUCCCCGCUCCGGCAUACGCGGUCGAUCCCGCCGGUUCCACCGUCCCUGAAGCCGACUAUGUCUGGCGAAUAAUUCUCAUGGUCGGCGCUCUCCCAGCCGCUCUUACAUACUACUGGCGGAUGAAGAUGCCAGAAACCGCUCGCUACACCGCCCUGGUCGCCAAAAACGCAAAACAAGCAGCUUCCGACAUGUCCAAAGUCCUCCAAGUCGAAAUCCAAGCAGAACAGGCCAAAAUCGAACGUUUCGCCGCCGAUAAAAAUCACACCUUUGGCCUCUUCUCCAAACACUUCCUUCGCCGCCAUGGCCUCCAUCUCCUCGGAACCACCACCACUUGGUUCCUCCUCGACAUCGCUUUCUACAGCCAAAACCUUUUCCAAAAAGACAUCUUUAGCGCGAUAGGAUGGAUUCCGAAAGGCUUCACCAUGAACGCGCUUGAAGAGGUGUUCAAGAUCGCCAGAGCUCAGACUCUGAUCGCGCUGUGCGGAACGGUUCCUGGGUACUGGUUCACCGUCGCACUUAUUGAUGUGAUCGGCCGGUUUGGGAUUCAGUUGCUUGGGUUCUUGAUGAUGACUGUAUUUAUGCUCGGACUUGCGAUUCCUUACAGUCAUUGGACGACGCCUGGGAAUCACAUUGGGUUUAUUGUGAUGUACGCAUUCACCUUCUUCUUCGCAAACUUUGGGCCGAACAGUACGACCUUUAUUGUGCCGGCGGAGAUAUUUCCAGCAAGGUUGAGGUCGACAUGCCACGGAAUAUCGGCGGCGGCAGGGAAACUGGGGGCGAUAAUCGGGUCGUUUGGGUUUUUGUAUCUCGCACAGAAUCCGAAUCCGAAGUUGGCUGAUCAUGGAUAUCCGGCGGGUAUUGGAGUGAGGAAUUCGUUGUUUAUUCUUGCUGGAUGUAAUGUGAUCGGCUUUUUGUGUACUUUUAUGGUGCCGGAAUCGAAGGGGAGGUCGCUGGAAGAGAUUUCAGGCGAAGCAGAGGAGGAUGGGGAGAAGGUUUGA